GCACAGCGACGUGCCCCUUUCUCAGCAAGGGCUUAAAAUGAACUCACUGCUUUCUUAUGACAGCGAAGAAGAGGAAAAGCGGCCUUGUAAGGCCCUGGCAAGCGACGGAUCUAGCAAAGAUGUGAGUUGCGUGAUCGGUACCAUCCUGUCACGGAGAAUAGCGCAUGGGAGAAUAGAGAUGACUGGAUGACUUUGCCCCUCCUUGAUGAAUCUUCCUUCGGACCGCAUGCUGAUGCCCAAGGUGUUUCCCGCACCUGCCGGAACAGGUCUCGGACCAGGCGCCUCGUCAAGCUCGAUGACUCCGCUCUCCAAGCAAGGCUCGCCGUUUGCACCCAAUAAGCUAGGCGUCAAGAAAAACAGCUCCGGGGCAAGCAGGCUCUGCAUUACUAGCAGCGCAGGCGACACCGGUCCUUCCUCGCUUCGGAUACAUUCAAGCCCGUCGCGCAGCCCUUCCAUCCCAGCUGAUGCCUCCUCUUCUUCAUUGGACGCAAAGGGCAAGGGGAAGCGGGUGCUGUGUGGAGAAGACGAGGAUGGAGUGGAAGGAGAGGAGCGGCUGGGGCCGCCUCCGCCCGAAGGCCAAUUGCAAGCAGGUCGUUCCUCAGUGGAUGAGGACAGGAUAUUCAUUGAGGGGAUCAUGCCGUCGUGCAGGAGCGAUGGAGAUGCAUACUGGGGUCUUCCACCCGUGCCCGACACUCCACCAGAUCCAGGUUUGCAGGCCAAGCUAGCCGAGUUCCAUCGCCUGAAAACCCAAGGCACGCAUUUCAACACGUCCCUCGCCAGCAACCGCGCAUUUCGCAACCCGCACAUCUACGCGAAGCUCGUUUCAUUUGUCCAGCUCGACGAGUGCGGGAGCAACUUUGCUUCGAUGACUUCCAAACACGCGUGGGAUCCGAAGAGCGCCGAUGUAUUCCGGGAGGGCAACGCCGAGUGGCUCGCCAAUCUCCAGCGGCAGGAGUUGGAGGAGCGGCAGAAGACGCAAGCGCAGGGGCUGCGAUCAAACAUCGAAUUCACCUCCGCGUCCGCGCCUGCGUCUGCGAAUCCAGGCGGCAGCGCUGGCGCCAGCAGGCCUGCCUGGGAAAGAGACCGGCGGCCUGAAGGCCGUAUCAGCAGUACGGCUGUGACGAAGAGGCACCGCCAUCAUCACUAGGGCGAUGCGCGCAUCACAUUCCUGCGUUCGGUCAGGUUCAAUGUGAGGCAGGCGCUGAACGUUUUUGAGAGGGCGCAUCGGCGGGCUGCGCGGCAAAUGGCCCUCUUCCAAAAGUCUAGCGGCAGGAAAUGACGCAGGGACGGCGUGCGACUCCCACUCGUAGAUGUACAUACACAUUUCCCAGCGGCUCGUAGGAGCAUGUAUGACUUUCGGUGCAAUGAACAAAAAAACC
Molecule: messenger RNA, 1379 nt
Organism: Tilletiaria anomala UBC 951
Lineage: Eukaryota; Fungi; Basidiomycota; Exobasidiomycetes; Georgefischeriales; Tilletiariaceae
Product: HCNGP-domain-containing protein
Exons: 4
Coding region: 206-1147 (313 amino acids)
Biological process (GO): regulation of DNA-templated transcription
Cellular component (GO): nucleus
Source: RefSeq, a predicted model, not a curated record